Molecule: messenger RNA, 6287 nt
Organism: Hipposideros armiger (great roundleaf bat)
Lineage: Eukaryota; Metazoa; Chordata; Mammalia; Chiroptera; Hipposideridae
Gene: MYH7B
Product: myosin heavy chain 7B
Exons: 31
Coding region: 1161-6110 (1649 amino acids)
Cellular component (GO): myosin II complex; myosin filament; cytoplasm
Molecular function (GO): microfilament motor activity; ATP binding; actin filament binding
Source: RefSeq, a predicted model, not a curated record
GAGAGGGUGGGGGAGGGCAGGGACGAGGACCGAGACCUGGGCCUGAGUCUCUUCGCUGGGAAUAAGCAUCCGUCAUCAAGUCCUUGGGGCUCCCUUCGCUUUUGUCCGUCUCCUGGCCACUGCCCAGCUCAGGCCGCCUCACCCCUCACCCAGAACAUUCUAUCAGCCUCCAUGUGUUCUCCCUGCCUCCAUUUCCUCUGCUUGAUCUUCCAGCCAGAGUGACCCUUUCAUGGGUACUAAUCUGAUCACAUCCUGUUCCUGCUUAGAAACCUUUUCUAGACCCUGUCACUUUAAGAUGCAGACUCAAAUCCUUAUUUGGCUAGUCAGGCUCUUUGUGCUUGGGCCCUUACCUCACCCCAGUCUUUUCUCUGGCCAUGAUAGAGCAGGCCUGUGCCCCUCCUGCCCCAGCCUCAUCUCUACACAUCGAGUCCCCCUCCUUCCGGGAAGCCCCUCCUAGUGCCUCUCAGGGUUGUUGCCCAUCCUGCCUCACCCAGCCUGGCUGCACAGACGCCAGGUGCCCAGGCCACAAGCACAGAGGGGCCCCCACACUGACCACUCCCCACCUUGGGGUGCGUGGGCAGGUCCUGAUGGAUAAGCACAGGCGUGUGGUGGCAGGGGCGGGGAACGUUGUAAUUCAUGCCCCGACCGGCCACGUGCAGACACUCUGCUCACACACACUACACACCAGCACUGCUGUGGAGGAAAGGCACGUGGUCGUGAAUGAAGGAAUGAAAGCAUAGACUAAAGGAUGGACAAAUGAAUACCUCCACACACAGACAUCCACAUGUACACACACACACACACACACACACACACACACACAGUUACACACGUGUACAGGUGGAUACACAUUCCCACACUGUGACGUGCACGGAUGGAGAGACACCCUUUAGUACGCGUUGGCGUGUGUGCAGACACUGCCUCUCCACACCCCCUGCCUCUCACCAACACCUCCGCCUGCCCCCUCAGCCCUAUUGGGGGGACCUGCUCUGGGGAGCUGCAGGGGACGGUAGGCCAGUGCCUCCCUUUCUCCCAGAUCUCCUGGAGAAGUCACGGGUGAUCUUCCAAUUGCCUGGUGAGCGCGGCUACCACAUCUACUACCAGAUCCUCUCGGGGAAGAAGCCAGAGCUGCAGGCCAGGGCGUCAUCACCGUGGACAACAUGAAUGAUGGGGAGGAGCUCAUGGCCACAGAUCAUGCCAUGGACAUCCUGGGCUUCAGUGUGGACGAGAAGUGCGCCUGCUAUAAGAUUGUGGGUGCCCUCCUGCACUUUGGCAACAUGAAGUUCAAACAGAAGCAGCGGGAGGAGCAGGCUGAAGCCGACGGCACCGAGAGUGCUGACAAGGCUGCCUACCUGAUGGGGGUCAACAGUGGGGAUCUCCUCAAAGGUCUUCUGCACCCCCGAGUGCGUGUAGGGAAUGAGUAUGUGACCAAGGGCCAGAGUGUAGAACAGGUGGUGUUUGCCGUGGGGGCUCUGGCCAAGGCCACCUACGACCGGCUGUUCCGGUGGCUGGUGUCUCGGAUCAACCAGACCCUGGACACAAAGCUGCCCCGUCAGUUCUUCAUCGGGGUCCUUGACAUCGCCGGUUUUGAGAUCUUUGAGUUUAACAGCUUCGAACAGCUGUGUAUCAACUUCACCAACGAGAAGCUGCAGCAGUUCUUCAACCAGCACAUGUUUGUACUGGAGCAGGAGGAGUACAAGCGGGAGGGCAUCGACUGGGUCUUCAUCGACUUUGGCCUGGACCUGCAGCCCUGCAUUGACCUCAUCGAGAAGCCGCUGGGCAUCCUGUCCAUCCUGGAGGAAGAGUGCAUGUUUCCCAAGGCCUCAGAUGCCAGCUUCCGGGCCAAGCUCUAUGAUAACCACGCAGGGAAGUCACCCAAUUUCCAGCAGCCGCGGCCUGACAAGAAGCGCAAAUACCAGGCCCAUUUUGAGGUGGUCCACUAUGCGGGUGUGGUGCCUUAUAGCAUUGUGGGCUGGCUGGAGAAAAACAAGGAUCCCCUGAAUGAGACAGUGGUCCCCAUCUUCCAGAAGUCACAGAACAAGCUCUUGGCUACUCUCUACGAGAACUAUGCAGGCUCCUGCUCCACUGAGCCCCCAAAGUCUGGGGUGAAAGAGAAGCGUAAAAAGGCAGCAUCAUUCCAGACAGUGUCCCAGCUGCACAAGGAGAACCUCAACAAGCUGAUGACUAACCUGCGGGCCACACAGCCCCACUUUGUCCGUUGCAUUGUCCCCAAUGAGAAUAAGACCCCAGGGGUCAUGGAUGCCUUCUUGGUGCUACACCAGCUGCGCUGCAAUGGGGUUCUGGAGGGGAUCCGGAUUUGCCGCCAAGGAUUCCCCAACAGGCUGCUCUACGCCGACUUCCGGCAGCGGUAUCGCAUCCUGAAUCCCGGUGCCAUCCCGGACGACACCUUCAUGGACAGCAGGAAGGCCACAGAGAAGUUGCUGGACUCGCUGGACAUUGACCAUACCCAGUACCAGUUUGGCCACACCAAGGUCGGGCGCACAGGAAUUAGAGCUGACCCCAGGUGUGGGUGGCCACACUGGACAGGGACAUGUCUGCGGUGGAGGUUACACCUGCUGCUCCCCUCCCCCCAGGUGUUCUUCAAGGCUGGGCUGCUGGGCGUCCUGGAGGAGCUUCGUGACCAGCGUCUGGCCAAGGUGUUGACGCUGCUACAGGCGCGGGGCCGGGGCCGCCUCAUGCGCCUUGAGUACCAGCGCCUGCUUGGAGGCAGGGAUGCCCUGUUCACCAUCCAGUGGAAUAUCCGUGCCUUCAACGCUGUCAAGAAUUGGUCAUGGAUGAAGCUCUUUUUCAAGAUGAAGCCACUGCUGCGUUCGGCACAGGCUGAGGAGGAGCUGGCUGCCCUACGGGCAGAGCUACGGGGGCUGCGAGGGGCGCUGGCCACUGCGGAGGCCAAACGCCAGGAGCUGGAGGAGACGCACGUCAGUGUCACCCAGGAGAAGAAUGACCUAGCUCUGCAGCUGCAGGCAGAGCAGGACAACUUAGCAGAUGCGGAGGAGCGCUGCCACUUGCUAAUCAAGUCCAAGGUACAGCUUGAGGCGAAGGUGAAGGAGCUGAGCGAGCGGCUAGAGGAGGAGGAGGAGGUGAAUGCCGACCUGGCCGCCCGCCGACGCAAGCUGGAGGACGAGUGCACGGAGCUCAAGAAGGACAUCGAUGACCUGGAGCUGACGCUGGCCAAGGCCGAGAAGGAGAAGCAAGCCACUGAGAACAAGGUAAAGAACCUGACGGAGGAGAUGGCAGCACUGGACGAGUCAGUGGCCCGGCUGACGAAGGAGAAGAAGGCACUGCAGGAGGCCCACCAGCAGGCCCUGGGCGACCUGCAGGCCGAGGAGGACCGUGUGAGCGCACUGGCCAAGGCCAAGCUCCGGCUGGAGCAGCAGGUGGAAGACCUGGAGUGCUCCCUGGAGCAGGAGAAGAAGCUGCGCAUGGACACGGAGCGGGCCAAGCGCAAGCUCGAGGGUGACCUGAAGCUGACGCAGGAGUCAGUGACAGACGCCGCCCAGGACAAACAGCAGCUGGAGGAGAAGCUCAAAAAGAAGGACUCUGAGUUGAGUCAGCUGAACCUGCGGGUGGAGGAUGAGCAGCUCCUCGGGGCCCAGCUGCAGAAGAAGAUCAAAGAGUUGCAGGCUCGGGCGGAGGAGCUGGAAGAGGAGCUGGAGGCAGAGCGGGCGGCCCGAGCGCGUGUGGAGAAGCAGCGGGCGGAGGUGGCCCGGGAGCUGGAGGAGCUGAGUGAGCGGCUGGAGGAAGCUGGCGGUGCGUCCGCGGGGCAGCGCGAAGGCUGCCGCAAGCGUGAGGCGGAGCUGGGGCGGCUGCGGCGGGAGCUAGAGGAGGCGGCCCUGCGGCACGAGGCCACUGUCGCCGCCCUGCGGCGCAAGCAGGCGGACAGCGCAGCGGAGCUGGGCGAGCAGGUGGACAGUCUGCAGCGGGUGAGGCAGAAGCUGGAAAAGGAAAAGAGCGAGCUCCGCAUGGAGGUGGAUGACCUGGGCGCCAGCGUCGAGACACUGGCCCGUGGCAAGGCCAGUGCAGAGAAGCUGUGCCGGACCUAUGAGGAUCAGCUAAGUGAGGCCAAGAUCAAGGUGGAGGAGCUGCAGCGGCAGCUGGCAGACGCGAGCACCCAGCGCGGGCGGCUGCAAACGGAGAACGGGGAGCUGAGCCGCCUGCUGGAGGAGAAGGAAUCUCUGAUUAGCCAGCUGAGCCGUGGGAAGGCCUCAGCCACCCAGAGCCUGGAGGAACUUCGGAGGCAGCUGGAGGAGGAGAGCAAGGCCAAGAGUGCGCUGGCCCACGCUGUGCAGGCUCUGCGGCACGACUGCGACCUCCUGCGGGAGCAGCAUGAGGAGGAGGCAGAGGCCCAGUCUGAGCUGCAGCGGCUGCUGUCUAAGGCCAAUGCUGAGGUGGCCCAAUGGAGGAGCAAGUACGAGGCAGAUGCCAUCCAGAGGACUGAGGAGCUCGAGGAGGCCAAAAAGAAACUGGCACUUCGGCUGCAGGAGGCAGAGGAAGGAGUAGAGGCCGCGCAUGCCAAGUGCUCAUCGCUGGAGAAGGCCAAGCUACGGCUGCAGACAGAAUCCGAGGACGUAACCCUGGAGUUGGAGCGGGCGACCUCAGCAGCUGCCGCGCUGGACAAGAAGCAGCGGCACUUGGAGCGGGCACUGGAGGAGCGGCGGCGCCAGGAGGAAGAGACGCAGCGGGAGCUGGAGGCGGCCCAGAGGGAGGCCCGCAGCCUGGGCACGGAGCUCUUCCGGCUGCGGCACAGCCACGAGGAGGCUCUAGAGGGCCUCGAGACCUUCAGGCGGGAGAACAAGAACCUCCAAGAGGAGAUCAGUGACCUCACAGACCAUGUCAGCCUCAGCGGGAAGAGCAUCCAGGAGCUGGAGAAAGCCAAGAAGGCUCUGGAAGGGGAGAAGAGUGAACUCCAGGCUGCACUGGAGGAGGCGGAGGGGGCCCUGGAGCUGGAGGAGACCAAGACUCUGCGGAUCCAGCUGGAGUUAUCCCAGGUCAAGGCUGAAGUGGACCGGAAGCUGGCAGAGAAAGACGAAGAAUGCACUAACCUGAGGCGCAACCACCAGCGGGCAGUGGAGUCCCUGCAGGCCUCCCUGGAUGCAGAGACACGGAACCGCAACGAGGCCCUGCGGCUCAAGAAGAAGAUGGAGGGUGACCUCAACGACCUGGAGCUGCAGCUGGGCCAUGCCACCCGCCAGGCCAUGGAGGCACAGGCAGCCACAAGGCUGCUGCAGGCCCAACUCAAGGAGGAGCAGGCAGGGCGGGACGAGGAGCAGCGGCUGGCGGCUGAGCUCCGGGAGCAAGCCCAGGCCCUGGAGCGGCGGGCUGCACUGCUGGCCGGGGAGCUGGAAGAGCUGCGGGCCGCCAUGGAGCAGGGAGAGCGCAGCCGGCGGCUGGCGGAACAAGAGCUGCUGGAGGCCACCGAGCGUCUCAACCUCCUGCAUUCACAGAACACAGGCCUCCUGAACCAGAAAAAGAAGCUCGAGGUGGAUUUGGCCCAGCUGAGCGGAGAGGUGGAGGAGGCUGCCCAGGAGAGGCGGGAAGCUGAGGAGAAGGCCAAAAAGGCCAUCACGGAUGCAGCCAUGAUGGCUGAAGAGCUGAAGAAGGAGCAAGACACCAGUGCACACCUGGAACGGAUGAAGAAAACACUGGAGCAGACGGUGCGGGAGCUACAGGCACGGCUUGAAGAGGCAGAACAAGCCGCCCUACGGGGCGGGAAGAAGCAGGUGCAGAAGCUGGAGGCCAAGGUGCGGGAGCUGGAGGCCGAGCUGGAUGCUGAGCAGAAGAAGCACGCUGAGGCCCUCAAGGGAGUGCGGAAACAUGAGCGUAGGGUCAAGGAACUCGCAUACCAGGCCGAGGAGGACAGGAAGAACCUGGCUCGCAUGCAGGACCUUGUGGACAAGCUGCAGAGCAAGGUCAAGAGCUACAAGCGGCAGUACGAGGAGGCGGAGCAGCAGGCCAGCACAAACCUGGCCAAGUACCGCAAGGCCCAGCACGAGCUGGAUGAUGCAGAGGAGAGGGCGGACAUGGCAGAAACCCAGGCCAACAAGCUGCGGGCGCGGACCCGGGAUGCUCUGGGCCCCAAGCACGAGUGAUGCCUGCAGUGUGCCCCUGACCUCAUCUGCUGAACCUGAACAAAUGGUCACGUCUACAGCUCCAGCUGGCUUCCUUGUCAUUCUUUGGGGCUCGGGAGGUGAGGGGAGCACACCGUCCCAUGGACAAAAGUCAGGUCCACAUCAGUCAUUUAAAAUAAAGUUCUUUAAUAGUCUCCA